UUUCACAAAUGUGGUUAUUACUCAAGAAAGUCAGCUUCCUCCUCCGAGUUGCCUCAUUGCUCUCGGUUCCUGCUUUUCAGCUCUUGUAAGGUUGUCGGACACAAACGACAGCUAUUACAGACGCUCCGUGUGCACUCACUGUAGCUCGAUGGCGGUAAAUCCGGCUAGGAAACUUCAAAACGAUCCUCCUAAUUACCUGAAUGUAGAGAAGCCAAAGAAAAUCUCUCCAUCGCCUGCCCGAGAUGCUCAGUACAGAGGAGCGUUCAGGCUGGCUGGAGUGUGCAUCGGUCUGAUGUGCAUCGUGCAGGGAACUCUCAACGUCGUCCUGAGGCUGUACCUUACGUCUCAGGUGGAUAUGGAGCUGUUAGCGAUGAGCUGUAGCAAUCACACACUGUCUAUAGACGCAGAGCAGCUCCAGAGCAGGUACAAUAACCUUGUUGAGGAGAACCGCCAGUUACAGACCAACUACGUCAAGCUGGGUGAAGUGAGAGAUCAGCUACGGAAGGAGAGAGAUGAACUCCAGAACAGACUUUCCAGCAUCGUUGCGGAUAUCGGAACGCCGGGGUGGACCUCCUUCAGGUCCAGUCUUUACUACAGGUCUACUGAGGAGAAGAGCUGGACUGAGAGCAGACAGGACUGCAGAGGCAGAGGAGCAGACCUGGUGAUCAUAAAAAGCAGAGAAGAACAGGAUUUCAUAGAGAUGCUAAGAAGAGGAAAGAGUGCUUGGAUUGGUUUGAGUGAUCGAGACACAGAGGGCGUGUGGAGAUGGGUGGACGGUACACCACUGACCACUGUCUUCUGGUGGACUCAGGAGCCCAAUAAUAAUCAAGGAAACGAGGACUGUGUUAUGACUGGUUAUGAUCCAGGAGACGGAAGAGAAGUAACAGAUAUCUUAAACACAUGGAAUGAUAAUUCAUGUUCUGCGAGUUCAUCUUGGAUAUGUGAGAAAGCGAUUUCCAUUAUCGGUUUCAGUGCUCCAGUGUUCCAGUACAUUAUGGCCUCUAGAGUGGAUAUGGAAAUUCAUAAUGAAGCCCUUCCGUUCCAGAACAUGGAGAGAGUGGACAAAACCAGCGUGAGAGAUGCUCAGUACAGAGGAGCGUUCUGGCUGACUGCACUGUGUCUGGGUCUGAUGUGUAUUCUUCAGGCGACUCUCAACCUCGUCCUGAGACUGCACUUUACGUCUCAGGUGGAUAUGGAGCUGUUAGCGAUGAGCUGUAGCAAUCACACACUGUCUAUAGACGCAGAGCAGCUCCAGAGCAGGUACAAUAACCUUGUUGAGGAGAACCGCCAGUUACAGACCAACUACGUCAAGCUGGGUGAAGUGAGAGAUCAGCUACGGAAGGAGAGAGAUGAACUCCAGAACAGACUUUCCAGCAUCGUUGCGGAUAUCGGAACGCCGGGGUGGACCUCCUUCAGAUCCAGUCUUUACUACAGGUCUACUGAGGAGAAGAGCUGGACUGAGAGCAGACAGGACUGCAGAGGCAGAGGAGCAGACCUGGUGAUCAUAAAAAGCAGAGAAGAACAGGAUUUCAUAGAGAUGCUAAGAAGAGGAAAGAGUGCUUGGAUUGGUUUGAGUGACGGAGACACAGAGGGCGUGUGGAGAUGGGUGGACGGUACACCACUGACCACUGUCUUCUGGUGGACUCAGGAGCCCAAUAAUAAUCAAGGAAACGAGGACUGUGUUAUGACUGGUUAUGAUCCAGGAGACAGAAGAGAAGUAACAGAUAUCUUAAACACAUGGAAUGAUAAUUCAUGUUCUGAGAGUUCAUCUUGGAUAUGUGAGAAAGCAAAAAUGUUUCAUUCAUUCAAGAAGGAGCUGAAGAGAGACGAUGACGAGGAUGUGACGGUGGUCAUCUAUACACUCGCAGACGAUUCUGAAGGCUACGACACCGUGACGGAGGACGCCAGGAUAAAGAGCAACCAACAAAUUCAACACACAGGAUGGAUGUAUGUUGGCUCCAGUCUUUACCACGUCUCUACUGAGGAGAAGAGAUGGGCUGAGAGCAGAGAGGACUGUAAAGAGAGAGGAGCAGACCUGGUGAUCAUAAACAGCAAAGAGGAACAGGAGUUCAUCAGUAAAAUCCUGAGCAGAAGAAAAGCUUGGAUUGGACUGAGUGACAGAGACAGAGAGGACGAGUGGAAGUGGGUGGACGGUACACCGCUGAACACUGGGUUCUGGGAACAUGGACAACCCAACAGUGCUGCAGGAAAUGAGGACUGUGUUGUAACUCAUGAUGACACUGAUCCUGUCUGGAACUGGUCUGAUUAUCCCUGUCAUCAUCAGUUUAUUUGGAUCUGUGAGAAGACAGACUUUAACGGAAUUGUUGUACGUGAAUGAAAAGCAGUAAACUAAAUGUACAUUUUUAUCUGCUUAAGUCAGUGAAAAAUCCUCAGUACUGUUAAUAACCCCACCCCCAAAUGAUCUUUUCUUAUUGCCACGUGUGAAAGCAGUCAGUAUCAAUAAGCAUACCAAUUAUUGCAUAUUCAAUAUAAGACAAUUAAGAACUACAUUUGAACAGUUAUUAAAUGAUCUGAAAUGAUGCAUUUAUAACUAUAUACAAAUAACUAUAUAUACAGUACAAGUAAUUAACACCAUUGUUCUCUCUCUCUCUCUCUC
Molecule: messenger RNA, 2617 nt
Organism: Ictalurus furcatus (blue catfish)
Lineage: Eukaryota; Metazoa; Chordata; Actinopteri; Siluriformes; Ictaluridae
Exons: 17
Coding region: 149-2338 (729 amino acids)
Molecular function (GO): signaling receptor activity
Source: RefSeq, a predicted model, not a curated record